UGUCGGUCGUCGUUUUUACAGUUUGUUCAGUUGCUUUCAAGAUUUUGCCGAGCGACUUUGCUUUGACUCGAGAGUCCGCGAAUGAGUUCCGCGAGUGCAUGAGUGUGCGUGUGUCUGAGAGUGUGGGAGUUUAAUUAAACCUGGUCCAGUGGAAGUCCGAAGCGGAAUUUAGCAUACGGCAAAGGCAACAAAGUGCGAAUCGAAUAAGAGGAAUAUUUCAACGUCUUCGCUUCUGGCCAUAUUCGUUAGCUGUUAACUGUGUUUCUGUGUACCUCCUGGCCCGCCCGCGAUGCCUGCCAAACUGAUAUCAUCGUCGUUCCACAGUACGCCCCUCAACGACUGCUUCAAAGUGGGCGCGUUUGAGAGACGUUUGGAUGCCCUUCUAGCCGACCUGCAGAACAGUGUUCCGGGUCAACCCCAACAGCCUCAGCCCCAGUAUGGAACCGUGCAACCGAAGCAGCAGCAGCAGCAGCAGUUCGUGGACAAUACACCAGGCUAUGGCAGCCUCAGGGGCAAGGCCCAACCGCAGGUGUACCAGGAGCACUAUAGCGCAGAGACGCGCUCCCCCACAGUAGGCGACUUCAAUGGCUCCUCCUCCAUUCCGAGCAACGGCUACCCGAGCCAGGGCGUGGGCUCCCUGCCACGCAAGCCCGCAGCCUCGGCGGUGGGGCAGAACAACUCGGGGUUGUCGGAGCUGGACUCGCUGCUGCAGGAUCUGCAGAAUGCCCGCUACAACAACGGAGGAGCGGACAAGGGACUGAAGGAAAUCGAUGUGCCAGCCAACUACAGCACGCCAGUCUCUAAGUACAACACGUUCAACAGCUAUGCCACAGUCGAGGAGCGCCCCACCAUGGACAGCCUGCUCAACGAGCUGGACAACGCCCACAUCUACGCCGUGCCCAAUGGAUCUGGACACAAGUCCCCAACGCCCGGACGCCAUGUCACCAUCACAGUGCGCGAAACAAAGACGGAGAAGCUGACAGGACCCGACGGUCCAGUUGGCUCGCUGGAGGAGCAGAUUGUGCAGCAGAAAGAUUCGUACACACAGAACAGUGUCGCACCGCGACCUCAGCACCAGCAGCAGCACCAGCAGCAGCAGCAGCAGCAGCACCAGGAAUACACAUCGCAGGCCACCAAGGAACUGGACGACCUGAUGGCAUCGCUAUCCGACUUUAAGGUCAGCGUCAACGGAGGAAGCAACGGAACGAACGGCGCCAGCGGACACUACCCGAACUCGAGCCAGCAGCAGCACUCUUCGACGGUGCAGCACCAGACGGUAACGGACUACGCCAGACCGAACAAGGGCAGCCAGCAGGCACAUCUCACGCAGACCAUCGAGGAGACGACCAUCGUCGAGGACAGUCGCGAGGACCAGCUCGAUUCUAUGCUAGGGAACCUACAGGCCAACAUGAGUCGCCAAGGAGUCAACACAGUGCAGAAGGGCUGCUGCAACGCGUGCGAGAAGCCGAUCGUCGGCCAGGUGAUCACCGCCCUGGGCAAGACCUGGCACCCGGAGCACUUCACGUGCAACCACUGCAGCCAGGAGCUGGGCACCCGCAACUUCUUCGAGCGCGACGGCUUCCCCUACUGCGAGACGGACUACCACAACCUGUUCAGCCCGCGCUGCGCCUACUGCAACGGCGCCAUCCUGGACAAGUGCGUCACCGCCCUGGACAAGACCUGGCACACGGAGCACUUCUUCUGCGCCCAGUGUGGCCAGCAGUUCGGCGAGGAGGGCUUCCACGAGCGCGACGGCAAGCCCUACUGCCGCAACGACUACUUCGAGAUGUUUGCCCCCAAGUGCAACGGCUGCAACCGGGCCAUCAUGGAGAACUACAUCUCCGCCCUGAACUCGCAGUGGCAUCCGGACUGCUUUGUCUGCCGGGACUGCAAGAAGGCUGUGCGCGGCAAGUCCUUCUAUGCCAUGGAGGGCAAGCCCGUGUGUCCACAGUGCGUGGGCGUGGAUGAGGAGGAAUAGGGAGCCAGAUACACACACGCACACACACAUCAACAAGAAGCAAGAAGCAAGAUACUGUUGUUGAAGUUCAGCAGCCAACAAAAAUAGACCCAGAGCCAGAUACAGAUACGAUACAGUCAGACACAUUUUUGUACGAGUAUGCGCGAGCUGCGUGCCACUUUUUGUGGCCGCUCGCUUUUUACUAUCACCACCAUCCCCGCUGGGGCAGCAGCUGCCCGCCGUCCGUCUCUGGCUAUUUUCGGGUUGCGGGUCUAGGAGCAACUGCAACCACAACCAGAACCACAGCACCGCAGCACCACAGCACCACAGCACCGCAGUAUUGGCAACAUCCAGCAUGCAAGAACCAACUGCGACCGAGCAAGCCCUUACCUGACCUCUAUCUGUAUCUGUAUCUGUAUCCCUCUCCAAGCUGGCCCGCUGCCACAGCAGGUGCCGCUGGAGGAACGUAUACACACGGAUACAGUAGCCACCCUCCAUGAUGGUCUCUGAUUGCCCCUGACCCUGUCCCCCUCUUGACUUGUUGAACUUUUCUAUGAAACUUUGGUAGGCUUAAGUCUUUAGGUACUUUUUAAAUUUAAUCGUUUAUGAAGAUGAGCAACAAUAUUGUAAUUUGUUUUUGUAAAUAAAAUUUAAAUAAUUA
Messenger RNA from Drosophila pseudoobscura, 2618 nucleotides. RefSeq names its product paxillin (gene Pax). The record is from RefSeq and is a predicted model, not a curated record. Gene Ontology annotation, cellular component: adherens junction; Z disc; stress fiber. Gene Ontology annotation, molecular function: actin binding; muscle alpha-actinin binding. NCBI's taxonomy places the organism in Eukaryota, Metazoa, Arthropoda, Insecta, Diptera, Drosophilidae. Gene Ontology annotation, biological process: actin cytoskeleton organization; heart development; muscle structure development. The transcript has 9 exons. Bases 290 to 1978 code for a protein of 562 amino acids.